Messenger RNA from Oryza sativa Japonica Group (Japanese rice), 1558 nucleotides. The record is from RefSeq and is a predicted model, not a curated record. NCBI's taxonomy places the organism in Eukaryota, Viridiplantae, Streptophyta, Magnoliopsida, Poales, Poaceae.
AUGAAGGACAGUGAAUUACUUGGAGAGGAUUUGGGCAUCAAGAUCCUUGCGGAUGUUGAAGGCGGAUCCGUAGAUGGCUUCCGCGCCGAACCUCUUCUUGUCCGCCCAGAACUUGGCCUCCUGCGCGCGCGGCGGGGAUUCAGCGUGUUAGCUAGGGUUUCGAGGGCGAGAGGGGGGGAGAAGAAGAAGAAGAAGAAGAAGAAGAAGAAGAAGAAGACCUUGUGGACGCUGGCCUGGAGCGGGUGCGGCGGCGCGAGGUCCCCCUUGACGCUGUCGUUGACGCCGAAGCGGACGACGUCGUGGUUCCCGCCGAUCUCCUUCUUCACCACGCCGCCGCUCGCCAUCGUCGCCUGCGAAGCUCUCUCUCUCUCUCUCUCUCUCUUCACUCAUCACUCAUUCUUUCAUUACUCAUGGAACGGUCCAGAUCAUCUCUGUGUAAAAUCCAACGCUCAGGAUCGUCUCCACCUCUCCACCGCGCCCUCCUCUCCGCCCCCUUUCUCUCGCUCUCACGCGUCCCCGCCCCUCCCCAACCGCGCGCCGCUCCCCAACCCUAAUCUCUCCCUCUCACGCGGCGCCACCGCCGUCGUCGCCGCCCUCGACUGCCGCUGCUCCGCCGUCGUCGCAUCCGUCGUCUCGCCGCCACCGAUCCCCGCGCCACCACCAUCGCCGCCGCCCUCGACUGCCGCCACUCCGCCGUCACCCAUCGUCGCAUCCGUCGUCGCCGCCGCCCUCGACUGCCGCCGCUCCGCCGUCGUCGCCGCCACCCUCGACUGCCGCCGCUCCGCCUUCGUCGCAUCCGUCGUCUCGCCGCCACCGAUCCCCGCCGCCGGCUCGCCCUCAACCAAUCCCCAUCACCGUCGUCGCAUCCGUCGUCGUCCAGGAUUUACGUCACCGUUCCGUCACCGCACCCACACGAUGAUCCCCGGCGACGGAACGGGUCAUGGUGGCCAGGGAGGAUACUCGGGCCCGACGAGCUCCCGGCGUCUCAGUGAUGCCGCCCUGUUUUCGCGGUUGACCCCGGCACCAGCCCCUUCCUCUGGCCACGUGCGAGUUCGAGAUUCCAAGUCCCGGUGGUCGGAUUUCUCAACCCCGGCACUGGCCUCGCACAGGCUGCGAUCCGCUCGCCAACAAGGCUUGUGUAGAGAAGAAAAGGUGGAAUUGUGGAAGGUAAUCGCGGGGAGUUUUGGUUCAUUUUUUGAAGAUUUCUCUAAUUGCUUACUGCAGGAGAGGAUAACAAAAUAGAAGUCUAUAAAAAUCUAUAGAAGGGAUCAAAUAUGCUUGACUGAAUGAUAGAGAUGGAAAAAUGAAGAAGUGAUGACUGUUGUUUCACAAUGUAUUCAUUUCAUCUAUCCUAUAAUUGUAGUGGUGUGUCAAUGUGUGAUACUUCUAGAUUUUUCCAGCUCCAUUUUGCCAGCUCCGUGUGUGUUAAUGAUUCAGAAAUCGUGGAAUUGCUUGGAACAUGUACUUUAUUCUCAACCAUUUUUUGUGGAAGUGUGGAUGUACAUUGUCUAAUAUAUUGGUAUUGAAGUGAUUAAAUAUGAUUAUUGAUGGUUUUGAA